Messenger RNA from Rubroshorea leprosula, 1023 nucleotides. Lineage: Eukaryota; Viridiplantae; Streptophyta; Magnoliopsida; Malvales; Dipterocarpaceae. The record is from the annotation of a GenBank genome assembly.
CAAAGCAUUUCUCCCUUCAUUGGUGAGAUCACGUUCCAAUUGGUUUAGCAAACAAUUGUUUCCUUACUUCAGAAUCAAGAAAAGCUGAGAGAUGGGCACUAACCUUUCUUCUUGGGGUAUUAUCCUCUCUAUCCUUCUCCUUCUAAUGUGUGCUCAGGAGAUGGAAGGUCGUAGCCUUAGAUAUGAUCAUCAGCAGCUGCAACAGCCUACCAGUAGUGCCCUGGAUUGUCAUCAUUCAGCAUCCCACAACGAACACAUGGACCUAUCAAUGAACAUUUUCUUCAGGGUAGAUGACCUUAAGGCUGGGAAAACGAUGCCAAUAUGGUUCUCCAGCGUAGACAAGACAUCUGCCUCUCCUCUUCUCUCCAGAGAAGAAGCAGAUUCAGUUCCUUUCUCCUCAAAACAACUUCCUUACCUUCUCGACCUUUUCUCCUUUCCAAAAGACUCCCCACAAGCCGAGGCAAUGGAAUAUACACUCAGACAAUGCGAACAUGAACCCAUGAAAGGUGAAACCAAGUCAUGUCCUACAUCCCUUGAAUCCAUGCUUGAUUUUGCCCGAUCUGUCUUUGGCUCCCAUGUCCAUUACAAGGUUUUAACCACAAUUUUUGAGAAAGGAGCCCUUAUUCCAGCACAAAACUAUACAAUUUCUCAGGAACCUCAAGCCAUUCAUGCUCAAAAAAUCCUAGGAUGUCACAAGAUGCCUUAUCCUUAUGCAGUGUUCUAUUGCCAUUCACAGGAGAGUGACAACAGGCUGUAUGAGGUUUCAUUGGUGGGUGAGAAUGGAAGCAAAGUCAAAGCCCCUGUAAUGUGCCACAUGGACACUUCUCACUGGGACCCUGAUCACAUCGCCUUUCGUUUGAUCAAAGUCCAGCCUGGGAGAUCACCUGUCUGUCAUUUCUUCCCGGUAAAUGAUCUAACCUGGCUACCUGUACCCUGAAUUGUAUGUCUCAUGUGACAUACAAUAUCCUCAUCCUGUUCAGUUGUAUGAAAACAAGGUUAUCUUAAGAAAUGUCUUUUUCUAAU